GACACUUAACGCGAUAGUUGUUCCUCCAGUCGCGAUACAAAGAUACUAAGAUACAAAGAUACAUAGCCAAAUUCGCCAAAACGCGCUCGCUUUUUUUCUUUUUCUUUUUUUUCGUUGCAUUCUGGAAGUUUCCUUCCGCCAAACAAAUACACAAAGGAAAAGACUAUCAGCGUUACAAAAGCAAAGUGCGUGUCAAUCAAGUGCGCAAAUUUGUGCGGAAUUCCCAGCCAACGAUUUUUAUGUAAAUGACGACAGCUGACCGGCCGCUCGACGUCAGCAGGAGCAGCGGUAGCGGAAGCGGCAACAAAACGGCCAGGAUCGGGAGACCAGAGGAACCGCAACCGCAACCGCAACCGCCGUUCGUGGAUCGACGUCGUCUGAACAGGAUCUGGUCGCUAAACACACUCGCCUUGGUCAUGGCCCUGCUCCAGCUGUUUGCCCACUCCGGCGGCGGUUGUGGCGUCUCAGCGGCACCCACUCACCCACUGGCCACUGAUGCCAGCAACAGUGCCAGUCUCGUUAAUCCAAGCACCAAGCAUCUGCAAAAGCGUUCCCAGGCGUCCAGUUUCCGGCUGACCUUCCAGCAGAAGCUGAUUGCCAGCAGUACGCACCUGGACUGGGAGAACACCUGCCACAUGAAGCCCACGGGUCUGAACGAAGCCCACAGCAAGGCGAAACGCUGCAAGAAACGCCAAAAGAUCCUGCAGAAGCUGCAGAACCAAACUGGCCGCGAGUUGAAGGCCAUCCAGGACGAGGACAGGGCCAGGAUCACCAUCAAUGCGGAUAAGCUGGCCACGAAUAAUACCAAGACCCUCGAUAUCGUCGAUAAGAACAAGUGGCGAUUCUACAAGGAAAUCUACAAAUUCCUGCCCCGUCUGAAUGUCACUAGCAAGCAGCUGAACCUGCGCCACGCCCAUCGCGACCUGCAGAUCUACGUGGGCGCCUUCACCUACAUGCGCAACAUCAAGAUGCACUGGGACCUGGUCGUGCAUAAUGCGAAGAGUGUGCUCUCCGACGAGCUGGACCGGAUGCGGAAGUCCGCCCAGGAGGUGCUCUGCAGCGUGGAGGAGGCCAUCAAUGUGACCAACCUGCUCUACACACCCAGACGUUCGCGGGCGCAGCAGCGGAGGGGCGGGAAGAAGCGGCGCCAGGCCCAACCGGUGGUCACCUACAAGAUCCUGCCGCGCAAGCUGAUGGAGAAGCGACUGCAGCAGUUCAACUCCACGGAGUUGCCACUCGUGGAGCUGCACCACAAUGCGACCUUGGCCGCCCGCGGGGUGGAUGUUCUACCGCCGCCCGACAACCUCAUGGUCCUGGAGCAGCACGCCCUCUUCACCAAACUGAAGUUCGUGCAGUAUAUGAAGGGCAUCCGCAAGAUACUCGCAAAACAGCGAAGGACUCUGUGCAAGGCAACCGCCAAGAUGACGAAGGCGAUCCCGAUGAAACUGUAGAGAAGAGCAGAGAUCAAAGAUCAGAGAGUAGAAAGUAGAAAGCUAAAGCCAAGAGGUCGGAACCGGCGAAACCUCCAUUCCACACAACGAGGCUCAUUCCAUGAAGACAUCCUUAAUUUAUUAAACAUCCUAUAUUUAUUACACACACCCCACCACAACACACACCACACCACAAACCACACCACACACCAGUCACGAAUCACGAGGAAUUCCCGACAAUCGCAAGGCUAUGAAAAAAACCGAAUAUGUAAUGUGAACAAUCCACGACAGAUGUCAAUGUGAGAUACCCAGUUUUCUCGAUAUCUUAAGACGAAUGUAGUGUUUUCUCUCUUUAUUUUAUUAUUAUUAUUUUUUUUUUGAAUAACUUUAAGUCUCAUUGUAUUAUUUAUUAUUGCAACUCGCCAACAAUCUGCCCGCACAUUCCGCUAGAUACUAAGUAUACUAGAUAUACUUUGCCUUGUAUUACGAUGCUGUGAUAGUAGAUGAUUAAAGUAAGAACAACGCUCCGCAACGGCAACCAACUAAAUAUCUCCCCACGACUAUAUUUACACACUGAUAUACUUGUAUGUACGACUUACACCUCUAUGUAACUUAGCUUUGAUUAGGACUUAACAAUUUAGACAUCAAAUACCAAUACGAAUGGAAAUACAAAUACAA
This is a messenger RNA of Drosophila santomea, 2108 nucleotides long. RefSeq lists its product as uncharacterized. The transcript is spliced from 4 exons. Bases 246 to 1451 code for a protein of 401 amino acids. Gene Ontology annotation, biological process: embryonic development via the syncytial blastoderm; cell surface receptor signaling pathway via JAK-STAT. NCBI's taxonomy places the organism in Eukaryota, Metazoa, Arthropoda, Insecta, Diptera, Drosophilidae. The record is from RefSeq and is a predicted model, not a curated record.